GGCAUGCGCACGUACCUAUGCGUCCGCGCACGACGUUUGCCACCGAGAUCCGAGCCUGUUCCGAUCCAGGUAUUUUUAGCGGCAAACCAGUUCCCUGACUCGAAAGUGAUCGAAUAGCUCGCGAAUGCAAAAGGGUAUUCCUUUUUUAAAAAAUAAACUUAAUAAUAAAAACUUCUUGGAGUUGAUUUGUGUUGUGAACUUGUGAGACUGCGACUGGGGAAGUUUGAGGGACUUUUGACAGGGGGUUUUUGGAAGAAAAAUAAAGGCAGAACCAAUGGCGCAUUACCGGUUUCUGUGCCUAAUCGUCGUAGCUGCGUAUGGAGUCCAGUCCAGCUAUGGAGCAACAACCAGCACCCGCGAGGACCACACACUGCCAAGCUUGCGGCAGGAGGUGGAGGAUAACAGCCGGUACAAGACCCUGGAGGCCAACGCCACCAUGCUACGGCUGCUCGUCAGCGACAGCAAUGGAGUCACCAGAACAGAAGUGUUCGACAUGCUGCAUUCGCGGGAUGACAACGUGGAGCAUAUCGACCUGCCGCCGUUCCCUGAGGACGCGGAGGCGGCGCGGGCCGAGGUGCCUCAACAGCCCAAAGACCAGGCUGAAAUGCUGCAAGGUCCAGACGAGGUGGUGUACCACGAGAGCACGGAGCGGGAGUGGCAGGAGGGGUCGCGGAGUGCGGCUGCCUUCCUGAUGGUGGUGGUGGUAUGCGCCGUCGUGCUGCUCGCGUACGGCGCGCUGAUCGUGUGGAGGAGGAUAUACUUACAACGGAACGGAUUAAAACACGAGCAGUUGAAAAACGAACCUAACGUGGAGGAAACGUUCGACAUGUGAAAAUCUAACGGAGCGAAUAAGAUGGAUUCAUACUGAAGAACGGAGCACAAUUAUCCGAGUCAUAACUAAAUAAGAUGUUGUAAAUAAUGUGUUAUUUAUAGUAUUAAGGUGAAUUAGUGGUAAACACUACUGGGCGCCAUUGAGCUCAGAGCUGCUAAGGUUUAUUCCACCUCACAACCCACACGAUAGAAGACUACUGGGCACAUGCCUCCCUCAAUCGCAGGUUCGAUCCCAGCUCGGGCCUAAACCAAUUUGUUUUCGAAUUCAUGUUUAGAUAAAUAAUUAUCAUGUGCUCAGCGGUGAAGAAAAACAUCGUGAGGACACCUACAUA
This is a messenger RNA of Pectinophora gossypiella (pink bollworm), 1163 nucleotides long. RefSeq lists its product as uncharacterized. Lineage: Eukaryota; Metazoa; Arthropoda; Insecta; Lepidoptera; Gelechiidae. The coding region runs from base 275 to 832 and encodes 185 amino acids. The record is from RefSeq and is a predicted model, not a curated record. The transcript has 7 exons.